AUGUUCAACCACAGUGAGGCUGGCAGUCCCCAUGAUUCGUUGGCGAAGAGCACUAGUACCAGCCUCAAGAUCGCAGAAAUAGAAGAGCAGAAGUCUGGGCUUCAUGUUGUGCAAAUGAACCUAAGCAGGGAGCAGGUCAGCAUCUUAUCAUCAGACAUGCUGCAGCUCAGGCAAGAUGUGCUGCAGCUACAAGAGGAGGUUGGCUUGGCGAGUAGCCAAGAUCGCCUCCGGGACCGCGUUGCUUUCUUGGAGAAGGAAAUUCGCGUAUCCAGAGAUGUUCUGUGCAGACGUAUGGGGUCUCUUGAAGCAUGCAUCGGAGAGUCGGCUCCGAGGAAAAUCACAAUACUUGCGGAUGUUCCCAGUUCGCACGCCGCUCUUUUGGGAGAUUGCACGGAACAUAAGGAUGACCACGCCCCAUUGUCACAGCGGAUCGGUUCUCUCGAGAACGAGGUCUGUGGGAUUGUAGACAAGAUGAAACAGAUGAGCUUGGACCUCUGGAAGAGCAUGAACGACCUCAGGCAGGCCCACAUGCAAAACGGUGCAUUCCAGAAUCGCGUGGCUUCUCUAGAGAACGAGUUGGGCCAAGUCGUGCAAAGGCAUAACAGAGAACUGGGCGAGUGCCGAACAAGGCAGGACACGGCGGCAAAAGACUUUGUCACUCUGGAAAGUAAGCAUGCCACCGUUGCAGAGCGCACGACAAUGUUAGAGAAGCGGUUUGGAGACGCUGCAGAUGAACUUAUCAAGACGUCGAAGGAACACACCGCCAUGCGUGAUGGGGUGGUACAAGACGUUCAGGAAUGGCGAAGCGCCAUGCUGGAGAGUUUCGAGCUGUUUAAACAUGAGGUGACGAUUUCUGCGAAUAGCCAGGCGAAGGCAAUAGAGGACGUCAAAAUCACAAACGACGACAACGCUGCUACACAUCAUGCACGCUAUGUGUCAGUGACGGGACGCAUCGAUCUUCUGGAGAAUAUGUUGAGCGAGGUCUCCGAAACCUAUUACACGAUGUUGACAGAUCUACAGCACAAACAUGCGGAGGUCAGCAGCACUAGCGGAGCACUACUAGACCGCAUCGCUCGCGUGGAGCAGCAGCAGCGCGAUGAUUCAGGCAGGUUUACCGAGGACUUGAAGAUUCUCCAGCUGUCGCGGGAUCAGUUCCAGAGCCGCAUCGCCGAGAUCAUGGACACUCUCGAUAGGGAAGUUCGAGACAAGGCUGACCUGCAGGCGAAAGAGCUGGCUGACUUGCGACAAGCGUAUCGGGAGCAUGAGCGGGCCCGCAUGAUCGCAUCCGAACUGCGGAGAGAGAUUGACUCCAAAGCUGCCUUGGUGAACAAGCUCACGAGGCAGCGCGCGCCGCCCUCCUCCCACCAGUUCCUGCCCGCGCAGCGGCUCCAGGCGGAGCGCAUCCAGCGUCAGCAGGAGCUCGAGGCCGAACGCGAACGGUCUGAGCAGAUCAUCCAGGAGCCUGCGUCUCUCCAGCCAGGAGCGCCGCGAGGUUGCCGCGCGCACGCGGCAACUCGAGGAGGACCGAGAUCGCGAACCUGCGGGACCAGAUGCGGCAGAUCUCGCAGCUGGAGACACCGUGGCGGAGCGCCAGAAGCAGCUGGAGGGCAGCCUGCGGGUUCUGCAGGAGGACGUGCGCCACCGAGGCCGAGCGCAGGCGCCUCCUCGAGGGAGAGCUCGCCCGCAUGCAGGACGAGCUGGGGGGCAGGGCGCUGCGGCCGAGCCUGGCGCACGAGGCCCAGGACGUGCUCGCUGACUGCGUCGAGCCUCACCUUCGAGGUUCCCGCAGGCGGCCGCGCCGACGCUCGGAGCUCGCUCGGCGCGUCGACCAUCGACCUGCCGGCGGCGGGCCUGCUGGCCGGAACGGGCAGCGGCCGCAGCUCGCCGGCGGGCCACACGGGCGAGGUGGAGGUGGCGCGCCCGGGCCGCGUGCACGAGCUGGUCGCCGCGCUCGAGGGGCGCCGCGGCCGGCCCGUGGCCGCCUCGCCGCAGGACGACCUGCUCAGCAUGUGGUCCCCGAUGAUGCCAGGCGAGACCCUGUCCGCGCACGGUUCCGCCGGCACGGGCCAGUGGUCCUGA
Prorocentrum cordatum is the source of this 2079-nucleotide messenger RNA. The record is from the annotation of a GenBank genome assembly. NCBI's taxonomy places the organism in Eukaryota, Dinophyceae, Prorocentrales, Prorocentraceae.